AUGAAAAGUAGAUGGACGCGGCGGAUAACCGGUUGACAUCGGUCAGAGGAUUUACGUCAAGAUAGGUCGGUUACCUGGAGAUAACUGUAAAAUGUCAUCGGCGAAUGUGUGUCAGGUAUGGACUUGACGUACUACGACAUGACACCGCUGGCUGGUUGGCUCGCGACCGUUUUGUCAAUUAUGCCUCCGCCGUCAUCGCGGUCCUGAAAAGAAGAAAAACAGCCGCAUCGCACGUCUGAGCCCGAGCUCAUCGUCAGAGGCGCACGAACAGAAUAGAAUCUCAAAGCAUCAUGGAGGGAACAGAAGUUACAUUUUUAUUCCAGUUUGGUCUGACACGUGACACAGUCACAGUAGACAGUAGCACACUUACUCUUAAGGCUUUGAAAGAUCUCGCCUGUGAUUUUAUAAACACCAAGUGUCCAGAGCAUGGCUUAAAUCAUCUAUUUGAAAGAUUAAUUUUAUUUAAGCACGAUUACAAUUCUACAAAUGUUUUACAGCUUAUUACAAAUGCUACAGAAGUAGUUGAUGAAACACUAAUUGAAAUCGUGUUGACUGCACAAGUGCCAAGUGAAUACAUUCCUAUUCGACCUCAUGCUUUAGCGGUACAUUCCUAUAAAGUUCCAACAUUUUGCGAUUUUUGUGGUGAAAUGUUAUUUGGGCUUGUUCGACAAGGUCUCAAAUGUGAAGGUUGUGGUAUGAAUUAUCACAAGAGAUGUGUCAUUAAAGUACCAAAUAAUUGUUCCCAAGAUAUAAGUCAAAGACGCCGUAGUUCGGCUAUGCUAAAUGUCCCAAGAUCACCAAGUCAGGGUUCCACUAGCAGCCUGACAAGUAUUACCGAUGAUAAUCACAGUUCAAAUAGUACAUCUAAUACAAGCCAAAAUAAUAGUACAUUGGCAAUACCGAGUAUAAUGACACCAAAACAGUCUGCUUCACCGUCAUUGGGAGGACGGCCUGUUUGGGUUGAGCGAGAGCUCGCAACGCGAAUAAAAAUUCCGCAUACAUUUGUAGUACAUACAUAUACACGUCCGACUGUGUGUGGGCACUGUAAGAAAUUGUUAAAGGGAAUAUUUAAACAAGGCCUGCAAUGUAAAGAUUGUCAAUAUAAUACGCACAAAAAGUGUAUGGAUAAGAUACCUAAAGACUGUACAGGAGAAAACUUGCGAGACAAUAUAGGUGAAUAUCCAGAUAGUGGUGUUAGCAGCGAAUUAGAAACCAAAUGUGAUAUUAGGAAUGAAGAAGGUGAUGCUGACAGUGAUACAGAAUCGUCGCCUCCGCCGCAAGACGUAGCGUUUACAAAUGACGAGAAUAAGAUACCAGAUGAUUAUACAGAUCAUGCACAAAGUAACGACGAUGCUGCUUAUGAUGAAAAUCAAAAAUCACGACCAUCAAGUUGUAGUUCUACGCCGAGUAACAACAUUCCAUUAAUGCGGAUAGUACAAAGUGUAAAACACACUAAAAGACGAGGAUCUAAAGUAUUAAAAGAAGGUUGGAUGGUGCAUUUCACAAAUCGCGAUCCAGUUAGAAAGAAACAUUAUUGGCGACUUGAUACAAAAUCUAUAACGUUAUUCCAGAACGAGAAUAGUUCUAAAUAUUAUAAGGAAAUACCAUUGUCUGAAAUUUCAGCGAUUGAAACUGCUAAAACACCUCGUUCAUAUAUAAUACAUUGCUUUGAACUAAAAACUGCCAAUAUCGAUUAUUAUGUUGGGGAGGAUCCAUCAUACGGAGAGAAUUGCGGCCAAGUCUCUCCUCCCGAAAGCGGUAUAGGGGCUCAUAUAGCUAGAUCAUGGGAAACUACUAUUAGACAAGCACUUAUGCCUGUAACUGUAUCAACUAAUCAAGAGGAAUCUACCGAACCCGAGGAAAGCAUUACCGAUAUGUCGCAAUUGUAUCAAAUUUUCCCGGAUGAAGUUUUAGGAUCUGGACAAUUCGGCAUAGUUUACGGGGGUGUUCAUCGCAAGAGUGGUCGUGCGGUCGCGAUAAAAGUUAUUGAUAAAUUACGUUUUCCUACCAAGCAAGAGGCUCAACUAAAAAACGAAGUAGCUAUUUUGCAAAAUUUGUCACACAGUGGAGUAGUGAAUCUGGAGCGUAUGUUCGAAACGCCAGAACGAAUAUUCGUGGUGAUGGAAAAACUGAAGGGCGACAUGCUGGAAAUGAUUUUGAGUUCCGAACGCGGACGACUUAGCGAAAGAAUAACCAAAUUCCUGAUAACGCAAAUCCUAGUCGCAUUAAAACAUCUUCAUAGCAAGAAUAUUGUGCAUUGCGAUUUGAAGCCGGAAAACGUAUUAUUAAGCAGCGACACAGACUUCACUCAAGUAAAACUAUGCGAUUUUGGAUUUGCAAGAAUAAUUGGUGAGAAGAGCUUUCGAAGAAGCGUCGUUGGUACACCGGCGUAUCUGGCGCCGGAAGUCUUACGAAAUAAAGGCUAUAACCGUUCCUUGGACAUGUGGAGCGUUGGCGUAAUUAUUUACGUGUCAUUGAGCGGCACAUUCCCGUUUAACGAAGAAGAGGAUAUUAACGAACAGAUUCAAAAUGCCGCCUUUAUGUAUCCGCCAACUCCGUGGAAGGAAAUUUCAAAUGACGCUAUUGACUUGAUUAAUAAUCUUUUACAAGUUAAGCAGAGAAAAAGAUACACAGUUGAUAAAAGUUUGCAACAUGUAUGGUUACAAGAUUACCAAACAUGGUGCGACUUGAGGAAAUUGGAGCAAAAAGUUGGCUAUCGCUACUUGACUCAUGAAAGUGAUGACGCACGUUGGAUGGCGUAUAGUAAUCAAGAAACAUGACAGAACUGUUCGCCUGUUUUGAACAUUGAAACAUUACCGACUUCCUUGUCGCUGCACAAAGGUUGGGUUCGAUGUGCUCGAGCAACUUUACGGCGGUUUAUUCGUGCCUGAUUUCGCAAAAGUAUGUGAAAACUAGUACAAGCUUUUUCGGUCCGAAUAUUAUGUUCUCUGUACUUACAUAAGAGAAAGAUAUCGAUAUUUUAAGUUUAUACAUUUCAAAAUAUUAGAAUCUAUCGUUUCCUUCAAUAUACUUAACAUUUAAAUGACAUUUACAAAAACUUUCAUAACGUUAA
Molecule: messenger RNA, 3073 nt
Organism: Camponotus floridanus (Florida carpenter ant)
Lineage: Eukaryota; Metazoa; Arthropoda; Insecta; Hymenoptera; Formicidae
Gene: PKD
Product: serine/threonine-protein kinase D3
Exons: 13
Coding region: 291-2780 (829 amino acids)
Biological process (GO): protein phosphorylation
Molecular function (GO): protein serine/threonine kinase activity; ATP binding
Source: RefSeq, a predicted model, not a curated record